Messenger RNA from Aptenodytes forsteri (emperor penguin), 2661 nucleotides. RefSeq names its product tubulin polyglutamylase complex subunit 2 (gene TPGS2). The coding region runs from base 65 to 799 and encodes 244 amino acids. The record is from RefSeq and is a predicted model, not a curated record. Gene Ontology annotation, biological process: protein polyglutamylation. Lineage: Eukaryota; Metazoa; Chordata; Aves; Sphenisciformes; Spheniscidae. The transcript is spliced from 7 exons.
CUCCAGGAGUUGCUGAGGUGACGUUUGUGGAAAAGGAGCCAGCUGAACGCCACACAAUCAUUUCAUGGGAGCAAAAAAAAACUCCUGCAUAUUGCCAGAGGAUUUAAAGAACUUCUAUCUGAUGACCGAUGGCUUCCAGAUGACCUGGAGUGUGAAGACUGAUGAUACCCCAAUGCCUCUGGGCUCCAUGGUGAUUAAUAGUGUUUCAAAGCUAUGUCGGCUUGGGGGUUCCUCUAUGUACACUCUGCCUAAUGCACCAACUCUCGCUGACCUGGAAGAUGACACAGACGAGGAAGGUAAUGGAGACAAACCAGAGAAGCCACACUUUGAUUCUCGUAGUCUUAUCUUUGAAUUAGACCCAUGCAAUGGGAAUGGCAAAGUUUGUCUUGUUUAUAAGCACGCUAAACCAGUUGUCUCCCCAGACACAGAGAUAUGGUUCCUGGACAGAGCUCUGUAUUGGCAUUUCCUCACCAAAACCUUCACAGCCUACUACCGCCUGCUCAUUACCCAUCUGGGUCUCCCACAGUGGCAGUACACCUUCACCAGCUAUGGGGUCAGUCCCCAGGCCAAGCAAUGGUUUAACAUGUAUAAACCCAUAACCAUCAACACAGCUCUCCUCUCUGAAGAAGCUGAUUCCUUUGUGAACAAGCUGGACCCUAAUAAGGUAUUUAAAAGCAAGAACAAAACUCCAGUGAUCAAAAAGAAACCACCCUCCCAGCCAGCAGGCUCCCAAAAGAGUCACAUGAGCAUGACCUCCUCCAAGACAUCCUCACUAGCUGGGAAUUCUUCAAGGAAGUAAGACCCCCAGACCUGAUCCCGGACAGCAUUUGCAAUAAGCUUUGAUGUUCUCUGAUGCAGAGUCUCAGUGGUUCAGACCAAGUUCCUUGUGCAUGAAUAGAUGUGCCCAUGGAAAACACAUUGCUGCAUUUGCAUGAAAUAUAGCCACGAUGUACUUUGACAUGGCAGGGAUGUAGUUCCUGGAGACUCUGAGAAAAAAACUUGAGACAUUGAUUUUAUUCCCUUCUGCUAUUUGCAGCAUGUACUUUUCAGAGGGCGUGAAGAAGCCCUUGAUGUCACUGCUCUAUAGGGAAGCUUUUGUUCCUGUGCAACUACAGCAGUGAAAUGAAAGCAAAUGUAAGUCACUAUUACUUUAAUAGACCCAUGCUGAAAUACAGCAUAUGAAGCUAUUUCUGCCAUCUCCUUUGAAAGAAACCUGUCCUGACCUUGCAUGCUAUGGGAGCAGGCUGGAAAGCACUGAACAAAGAAAUAUCUUCUGCUUCAGACAGAAUCAAACUCCGCACCUCCCUGUGCUCAUUCCAACCUCUGCUCUGAGAUUCAUGGUACAAAGGGACCUGGGGCUUCACGUGUCUGCAUUGGCCUAGUCACUUGCUCUACAGCCCAGACCACUUUUUGGCCUUUGUGCCGUAUCUUUUUGGAGAGUGACAUCUGUGUGAUGCCCUUCCCAAUAAGCCUGAAGGCAGCCAGAAGCUGCAAGAUCCGUCAUUGCCUCUGCUUUCUCCUCUUGUGGAAACUGCUGAGCCAGGGCAGGUCAGUGGUGUUAAGAAUGCGUCCCAUAAGCCAGGAGGACCCCUUGGUUUGUCACACAGUCAUUUGCAAAGUUGACCAUUCAAACAGCCUUUGUCACUUUUCAACUGGGCAGGAUCUGACCAGGGGCCACUGAGAUCCUACAGCCUUAGAAGCCCUUGAUGCUGUUUUCUAUACUGUAAGUUUUCAGGUUAGAUCUGCACUUUAACCCAUCCACUGCUGGUUUUCAGUUACGUCUGAUUGUUUCCAUUACUUUUCUUUGCUAUUCUGUCUUCUUAGAUGUUCUGGAAACACAUGGUAGCAACCAACAUAUUUUGUGCCUAAGCAGGGAAAUCAAAGUCACCAUCUUCAAAUAAGCAUUGAUUAUUUAAACAGCAUCAUCUUUUAUUUAUGAAACAGUCACAUAAUUACAUAAGACAAACCUACCUCACAGGGAUGUUGUGAGGCUUUCACAAGUAUUUGUAUGGCCUUCAGGAAGAUGAAGCCACCCUGUAAGUGCUUAAUAGUAUUUUAAUAAAGAUUUGAAUAUUUUCCUCCAGAGUGAUUGGGUAUUGGAAGAUGCUUUUGGGAGCACAUGCACAAGGAUGUAUUGUAAGAGCAGGGUGCAGGCUGGAUUGUUUGGCUUUUUUUUUUUUUUAAUGCAGUGGAGAAUCUCUCACUGAGAAGUGAUGGGUUACAGUGUCUUUUAGCUAAUCCCAUCCUGAGCUACUCUGAAGUUCCCAGUUUAGUUCACAUAGACCAAAAGACUCAGCUGUGUGACACUUCUGCCCUGCGCUCACCGUUCAAAAUCUCUGCAGCCAUCAGCCCCAGCUCUGGCAUGCGUUGCUGGCUUCCAGCACUGCCCAGGUCCCACCCUCAAGUGCAGUUGCUGCAUUGGCUGGCAGCUGCUCUCUGUCACCCCCAAAUGAGAGAAAAUCCUCUAAUGCUCUUCAGCUCUCUUAAGCUGAUGUGCGUCUUGUGACUGGUGAAGAUCUGCUGUAGCUGCUCUACUAAUACAAGGUCAGCUCUAAUGAGGGAGCAGAGGCGUCAGUACCUACCACCCCACCCCAUGCCACAGUAAUACAUUAGUAAUCCUUUUAAUAGUGAGCUGUGAAUGAUCAUUAAAGCCAGUAAAUG